Vespula vulgaris is the source of this 2027-nucleotide messenger RNA. RefSeq lists its product as uncharacterized. Lineage: Eukaryota; Metazoa; Arthropoda; Insecta; Hymenoptera; Vespidae. The transcript has 7 exons. Gene Ontology annotation, molecular function: zinc ion binding. The record is from RefSeq and is a predicted model, not a curated record. The coding region runs from base 530 to 1765 and encodes 411 amino acids.
GAUAAAGAAUCUCUUAUGUUUUUUAUCUGUUGUUUUUUUGAAUCUUUCUAACAUCUCAAAGAAAGAAUAAGUCGAAUAUGUAUUAUUAGACAGCGACAUCUUUAUUCAUUUCACGCGGCGGUAAAAUCGAAUUUGCAAUGACAAUUUAAGGUUAUAUUUAAUUGUACGAAUAUAGAAUUUAUUAGAAAAAAAGAAUAUAAGGUUCGUAGAUAUUUGUUGAAUGAAUAAAACAAUAAUAAUUAAUUUUAUUUGAUAAUGUUUUAUCCCAUAGUGAAUGAUACAAUGAUAUUAUAAAUCUUUCACAUUUUCGUCAAUAUAAUUUCAGAGUGCGCAAAUCUUGAAGCACACAUUUUGGAUUACCGUUCAUUACGAUAUAUUAUUAAUACAUAUAAUGUAAAAAUACAUUAUACAUAUGGUACAGUAUUUCAGUUUCGAAAAGUGACAAUGAAAAGACUUUUUAUUAAUUAUUGCGAAUAGAAGAAUGAACCGCAAAAGAUCAUGAAAAAGCAAUCUAUCGGAGAAAAAAUAAAUGUCACAUUUUUUUAUAGCAUCUGCAAAUAAUGCAGCGAAUUCGAAAUUAUACGAAAAUGAAAGAUCGAACGAAGUAUCAAAUGAUUCUCAACUCGUAGAACAAUCGUCGAUAGUGACGAUACAAAAACCUUUAGUUUUGAUGAAGUUAGAAAUGAUUAAGCCAAGCAUGGAAGGUGCAUCAUCAACGAACUCGGAGAAAAUUUUUUCGUAUGUCGAAGAAGAUACACCGACUGAUUUGCCUUUUCUAGAUAAUUCAAACAAUGAAUCGAUGCAGGACGUAACCAAUAUCGAAGGAAAGAUUAUUAACGGUUCAAAAUUUACUUUUUCUGCAAAGCAAACGAAGGAGAUGUCAAUGAAACUUACAAUUAGUUGUGACGCUACAACAACGCAAGCUGCAACCCCUUACUCUUCGUCCAUGUCAACUAUGGCAUCUGUAUCAACAAAAGAUAAUUUACAAAUAUCCACUACUCCUUUAUCUUCUAUAGGAUCUAUUUCUAAAAGCGAGAUUCUAACAAUCACUACGGAUUAUAAUAAUCGUUCGCCCGAUGUACGCAGUAUACUUGUAGAUGUAGUCGAUCAACACGAUCCAUCGUUGAUAUUUAAUCGAGAUUUACAAUUGUCGAUCGAAGAAACGUUCAAUUUACCACGAAGUAUAUCAUCCAUAAGAAAUAAUUUCGCUAAUCGAGCAAGACAAUCUCGUCGAAUCUGGAGAUUCGGAAAAUAUCUGUGUUGUAUUACAUCGACAGACGAAGAGAUAGAUACGCUUCAACAUUUGAGAGGGGCUCCACCUACAUAUUCAUCGAUAUAUGUUAGCCCAGGAACAUUACGUCAAGAAUCGGCUAUUACACGAACAAAUUUACACAAUACUAGAAGAUUUAUUUUUCCAGCUACGAAUCAAUCGUCUUUUGUAGCACCUACUCCUCCACCAAGUUAUGCUCAAGUUCAGGGUAUUCAACUUAGCCCAUAUUUUACGGAACAAAAUCUUUCUGUUUCACCAAGUGCUAAUUCUUGGUCUCCAAGACCCAUAACUACUAUUUGUACACGAUGCUUAGCCCUUGUCAUUACUCUAACAGAAGUUCGUCGAUCGAGUAUCACACAUUUAAGUGCAUUUCUUCUUUGUCUUUGUGGAUGCUGGCCUUGUUGUAUGAUCCCAUAUUGGUUGAAUUCUUGUAAAAGUACCGAUCAUUACUGUCCUAUUUGUCACACGUAUCUUGGAACUUACACACCUUGGUAAUUUAAACAUAUUCCUACAAAAUUCUUAUUACAAAUAUUCUCUACAUCUUUUUUUAUUAAUAAGUUCGUGCAUAAACGUUAAAAAAUUAUAAAAAUAUAUCUAGAAAUAAAUUGCAUUUAAUUAUACAAUGAAACAUAAAGUACACGAUGUUCGAUGAUAUUAAAAUUAUUAAAUAAUUUGUAAAUUGUCGCAAAAUAAUAUUACUACAGAUAAUAAUUAGAUAGUAUUAUUCUUAAUUUUUUUUCAUGGGUAUCAUUCAAGU